Molecule: messenger RNA, 5051 nt
Organism: Ochotona curzoniae (black-lipped pika)
Lineage: Eukaryota; Metazoa; Chordata; Mammalia; Lagomorpha; Ochotonidae
Gene: SUSD6
Product: sushi domain containing 6
Exons: 6
Coding region: 320-1231 (303 amino acids)
Source: RefSeq, a predicted model, not a curated record
GCCGCGUUCCAUUCUCCGAAGCCGGCGACCGCCUGGCCGUCUCCCGCCCGCCGCCUCCUCCUCCUCCUCCUCCCUCACCGCCGGCCGGACAAGGGCGCGCGGGGGGCCUCGCCUCGAUCCCGGAGGGCUGCGGGUGCGCGCGGGCGGCGGAGAGGAUCCUGCAGCGCGGCAGCUGCGAGCGCCUCCUUCCCCUUCUUCCCUCAGGUCUCCGCGCCCCGUUCUGCCGGUGAAUCUACCCUCCAGCUGGCAUAAGGAUUCUCACUUCUGGAUUUUACUUUUUUUUUUCUUUUAAAAAAAAAACAACUUGGACGGAUAAAAGAUGUGCCAUGGCAGGAUAGCACCAAAGAGCAGCUCAGCGUUGGCCUUGGCCUCGGUCAGGCAUGGAGUCUUCCUUCUGCUGGUGAUCCUGAGUAGCCUGUUUGGAGACGGGCUUGCUUCUGUGUGCCCCCUGCCCCCGCAGCCAGAGAAUGGAGGCUACAUCUGCCACCCCCGGCCCUGCAGAGAGCUCCUGACAGCAGGCAGCGUCAUCGAGUACCAGUGUGCUGAAGGCUACAUGUUGAAGGGCGAUUACAAGUACCUGACGUGUAAGAAUGGCGAGUGGAAGCCGGCCAUGGACAUUAGCUGCCGUCUCAAUGAGGAGAAAGACACCCACGCGUCCCUCGGGGUCCCCACACUGUCCAUCGUGGCUUCCACCGCCAGCUCCGUGGCCCUGAUCCUCCUGCUCGUGGUGCUGUUCGUGCUGCUGCAGCCAAAGCUCAAGUCUUUUCAUCACAGUAGGCGUGACCAGGGUGUCUCCGGGGAACAGGUCUCCAUCAUGGUGGAUGGAGUCCCAGUUGCAUUGCCGUCGUAUGAGGAGGCCGUGUACGGCAGCUCUGGCCACUGCGUGCCACCGGCUGAUCCCAGAGUGCAGAUUGUGCUGUCUGAAGGGUCUGGGCCCAGUGGGAGGAGCACACCGAGAGAGCAUCAGCUGCAGGACCAGGGGGCCUGUUCCUCUUCAGGUGGAGAGGACGAGGCCCCAGGCCAGUCUGGACUGUGUGAAGCCCGGGGCUCCCGAGGCUCAGAGACAGUGAUGGUGCACCAGGCGACCACCUCCUCCUGGGUGGCCGGCUCAGGGAACAGCCGACUGGCACACAAAGAAGCCGUGGAUUCUGAAAACAGCGACAUACAAAGCCUUUUAUCCCUCACGUCAGAGGAGUACACAGAUGAUAUUCCACUGUUGAAAGAAGCGUGAGGGUUGCCAGCUCUCUCUCCACUGCGAGGGUCCUUCCUGCCCUCCCCAGCACCGUCCUGUGGGUUUGAGCACUCCGUACUCUCCAGCCACCCCGCUCGGAUAGCUGAGUGCCACCUGUGUAUCUCUGAGGGCCUGCGGCCACCUUGCUGAAAACUCCAGGAAGAUCUCUCUCAGCUGUCUGCCUGCUGCACAACUGGGGGAAUAGGCCCUUUGCCUGGCCCAGCCCUGCCACCUGUGGGGACAUAAUUUGAAUGUGCUGGCUCAAACCCACCCUCUCCCUGCCACUCCCCCCAAACCCCCCACCCGCCCCCAUCCCCCCAGCCUCUAAGCCCCCUCCAGCCAGCUCCGGGGUGGCAGCCCCAACAGCUCACAUGGGCCCGAGAGCCGCCAUGUUUACUUGUGCCUUCCCCAUCCCUCUCCGGUUCCCCUGCUGUGCAGGCUUGUUGCUCUCAACAAGCCUUAGUGGCUGCACCACUGCUCCUGCCCCAGGAGACCAGGCCUGGCUCUGGUGUGUCUCCUGCGAGGGCUGGCGCCGCCCUUGACAGGAGCAGAUCCAAGAGGGAAAGCUCUCCCAGUGCCAUGUGGCUCCCACUGGGGCAGGAGUGGGUCCCUGGGCUGGCCCUGGGUUGACUCCUGUGGUGUAGUCCCCCUGGCUGAGGCUGCAGAACUUGGAGAAUCAUGUUAAAUUUUCCCCAGCACCAGCUGCCCAGCUCAGAGAUGCAGGCUGUGGUCCCAUUUGAGUAGAGAGAUUCCAAGAAGCACCCAGGAGAUCCUGAGGGUGGAAAGGAAGGUGGCUGAUACCAAUUGUCUUCCGAAUAUGCAAAUUCUUAUUUCUUGCUUCGGACAGCAAGCUUCCUGGCCUGGGUUUUCUCCAUUUCCCUGGAGUGUAAGGGGAGGCUACCUCCUGGGCUCCAUCCCCAGGCACCCUGGCUUCCUUGCCGCCCACAGGGCCUCCAGCGGAAGAGUUGCCGAGUGGCCUCAGGAGGACUGCCUGGCCACGGGUAGUCUGGCAGGUUGUCCCUCUUGGGUUCAUGGUGAUGGAGCAAUGGCACACGCCAAGUGUCUGGGUGGCUGCAGGCGGCUCCAGCCCAGUCCUGAGGCUCCUCAUCAUGGUCAUGUGCCUUAGUAACUGCCCAGGAAGUGGCUUGCUGCCGGCUGCUUUUCCUCCUGCACUUCCUUACCAGCCCUCUGCAUGUCAUGGCUGGCAGGUGGCCCCUUGCUUCCCUGAUACCCUGGGGGUGAAGGGGGUGGGUGCAGGGCUCUUCAAGGGGAGCCUCUCGCUUUGCCCUGUGCCCUGCAUCGAAUGCUAACGAGGCUAGGUGGAAAGGCCCCGCCCAGCCCAAGCCAUCUUCAGAAGAUAGAUGUGGCAUUAAGGAAUGUUGACUUUCCUUUUUUUUUUUUUUUUUUUUUUUUUUGGUGAAAUCUCUAAAGCACUGAGGCUGGGAAACUUGGAAGCUGACCCGGUGCUCCCGCUCCGCUCCUGCCCCAAGCCUCUCUCCUGCUUGGGAUGGGAAAAUCCAUAAAACCCCACAGACAGAUGUGCCUGAGCUGAUGGAGUUAGCUGCAGGCAUGGGCAGACGCUUCAGGAUGAGAGCAACAGCCUUCUGCCAGCCCGCUGCCCUGCCGCCUCCACUCACAUUCACGCACUUUACUCGCUGGUCUUCCCCUCCUCUCAGGGUAAGGGCAGCACCUGCUAUGCCCCUAGAACUCCCCCCCCCCAUACCUCCCCCUACACAGCCAGAGUGGUCCAACCAGAGGCACCACUGGACAAGGAGCUGAAGGUGGGGGAGUGUGGCGGGCCCAACUGCCUUAGUGCACACAGACACCACAGCCUGCAACAGCACCUGGCCUCCCCUCCUUGCCUAGCUCCCCAACCCCGGGAGGAGAAAAACAGCCCGGACUAAUGGGCGGUGCCUGGGUAUGUCCUCCGGAACCCCAGUUCUAUCCUAUCUUAUUUUUUAAACAUAAGUCUCUCCCAUUUCUGUCCUCUGGGGUUCCCCCCGACACCCCACUGGGAGAGACUGCUCUGGUUGUUUGGGGGUUUGUUCAACCUCUUGGGUGACUGGCUGGCUCAGCACUUGAUGAAAUGAAAGGCUGGCCUUCCAGAGAAGCUGCUUUCCACUUCCUGCCGUGGAAGUGGCCGGGCCACAUGCCCGAGCUUGCCCACCUGGAGAGCAAGAGAGAAAAGUCAGAACCAGCGUGUACCCCUGCUCCCUUGCCCCGCUCCCAUCGCUGGCUUUAACAGGGUUCCCCUGGAGGCUCCAGGGCUGUGGGUGCAGGCACUGGGCUCACAUUCCUGCUGACCCCUGUGGCAGCCCCCUCCCUGACCCCCGCCACUUCUUUACUAUGGGCCUUGUGUUCUGCUUCUUGAGCUGUGGCUGGCUGAAGGAUUAGGGUCUCCACUGCCGCCUUGAAAUGGGGCCUGGCUGAGAGCCUAGGGCACUCUUAGGCAGGAGGCCACCUGGAGCAGGUAGAAGGGACCGAUCCCCAGAGCCCUGCCUUCAUGAGUUCGCCUCCAGGAGAGUCAGGCAGAAGCCUGGUCCCAGAGCAGUGGCCAGUGCUGAAAGACUUGGAUACGAGGGUUUAGGUGUUUCUCUUUGCACACUUGUGCCGUAGUCGUAUCCUCGCAGCAUUUCCAGGGCCAGAAUCCAAUGAAAAUCACUUCAAAACUCCAUCCCCUUCAUGCCUUAGUUUAGCAGGUAGGCUCUGUCUUUUGCCACUUCUGUGCUUUCCUGUGCGGUUUCACUGGGUGCGAACUGUGACAUGGGCCAAGCCCUGGCCAACUUUGUGAGUUUGGUUUUAUAAGGCAUUUCAGUGCAUGUCCGAUAAGCACUCCAUUUGCAGACAGAACUUCAGGAUUGCCUUUCCCGAUUCACCCAGCCCUCCUCCUACCACCCCCAGCUUUAAGGUUGUGUGGAGAAGCCACUGGUGAGACAAAGGUAUACUCUUCCUGCUUCAAUGGUGGUGGGCCAGGGAUGGGCAGCACUUGGCCUCGGCCUGCCCAUCCCCGUCCCAGUGGAGUGGCCUACCACUUGCUUCUCACAUGACAAUGUGGCCUGUUUCCAGGAACAUCCUUGUGUAGAGAAUGGAAUAUGCUGCAAACAUUUCUAUAACCUCACCCUCCCCACCCCCGGCACAAAAGACCUAGAAGGGAAGUGGCAGCCAGAUGCUACAGCUUAAUUCCAGAUGUGCUGGCCAAGGACCAUGGUGAGGCUGGGAGCCCCUCUUAUGGGACCUGCCGGGUCUCCUUGUGGUCAGCCUGAGGACAGGCAUCCAUGGGGCCCUAGGAAGGGGCUUGGGGAAUAUUUUGCUUGGAAGAUGUUGGUGCUGAGUAAUGCUGAUUCCCCAGAGAGGGGAAGGUGGCAGGCUCAGCUCUUCUGGGAAAUGAGUCUUAAUUUCCAGUAGAAGUCUGGUGGAGCUUUGAAGGAGAACCCCCCCCCCACCCCCAGUGUUGAACCCUCAGCCAAGUAGCCAGGCAAACUGGAGAGAAUGCAGAGUUGGAACGCUCAGAUUGCUAAGCAGGGAGGAGGAGGGACCCAGGUUGCAUGGCAGCUCCCACACCUACCCUGGCUUCUUAAGGUUAUGACACCACUGAGGCACCCUUUGCAGAAUGGUACUCGUAAUGGUUGCAGACUGUGCAGGAUGUCACUCAAUCAGUUUGGGUUUGCUUUAUUUUAUUCUAUAUAUAUAUUUUUUUGGUAUCCUGUACAUUGCGGUGGGUGUGAAGAUAGUAUUUUAAUAUUUGUACAAAGUUUAAUUUAAUUUUAAUUGUUCUAUGUAUAUAACUGCAUUUCUAAAUAAUAAUAAUAAAAAGUUCUUA